Molecule: messenger RNA, 1208 nt
Organism: Oryza brachyantha (malo sina)
Lineage: Eukaryota; Viridiplantae; Streptophyta; Magnoliopsida; Poales; Poaceae
Exons: 7
Coding region: 38-832 (264 amino acids)
Biological process (GO): mitochondrial proton-transporting ATP synthase complex assembly
Cellular component (GO): mitochondrial inner membrane
Source: RefSeq, a predicted model, not a curated record
UUGUGCUAGAUCGGCGGCGGCGGCGGCGGCGGCCGCGAUGAUGAGGGAACGGGCGGCGGAGAUGCUGCACCGCGCCGCCGGCGCCGGCGGCGCUCAGCGGCUCGCCGCGCGUGCCGUAUUCGCCCGCGGCUUCCUCGGCCUCAACAAGACGGCGAGCAAGGAGGCCAUCAAGCAGGAGAAGGCCAGGCUUUCGGAGGAAAUCAGCAGGGGUUACUUCGCUGACAUCGCAGAGAUACGCAAGAACGCCGGCAAGAUUGCAAUGGCGAAUAGGAUCAUAAUUCCAGAAAUCGCAGCCGUGAAGUUCCCUGAUAUUCAUGUGGAGUCUCCCAGUGGCAGGGCACUGAAUUUGCCUCUUGUUGCACCUCCAAACAAUGUUGAUGCCCAGGCUGGGAAUACAGUGGACCCACAAAAUGUUGAUAGUAAGGCUGGUGACAUGGUGGUUCCUGAUGCUUCAUUACUGUGCCUUUCCUUCCGCGCAAGCUCCCAGAAAAUGGUAGAAUCGUGGAGCCUACCUUUUCUUGAUACCUUUGGUUCUUCUGGGAAUAUUCAAGUGUAUGAGGUCUCAUUUAUUGAUUCACGGCUGUUGUCAGCAAGUCCUGUGAGACAAUUAUUCCUCAAGAUAAUGAGGAAAUCCAACAAUCCACAGAGACAUGUCGUAUAUUCCUUUGGAGACAGCUAUUAUUUCAGGAAGAAGCUCCAUAUUCUUAACCUUCUUACUGGAUACAUAUACCUGGUUGAUCGCCUCGGAAGAGUAAGGUGGCAAGGGUUUGGAUCUGCGACGCAGGAAGAGAUUUCAUCACUAACUGCGUGUGCCUCCAUUUUGUUAAGAUGAAAAAUGAGAUUAGAUGGAUACUGUGUUUGAGGUUGGAAAAUUGUCCUUGCGAUUUCAGAGCUGUAUUACAUGCAAAUUUUGUCUCAUUUCAGCAUAUUGAGGGAUGCUUUUUCUCACGUUUAAUAAUAGUGAAUUGGAUUAUUUUCUCCUGUCCAAUAACAUUUUGUAACAGGGCUGAUUUGCAUGUCAUUGUUAUUCUGGGACUAGAGCUCUAGUUUCUGCCAUUAAUUAGAAAGGUCGCUGCUGACCUAAUUACUUGAUUGGAUCUUGUAUGUACUGCGACAAACAUAGUUGAAGAUGAGUGAAUAAAUGGAGUGAAAUUGGAUAUUGUCUGUAAAAUUAAGUGAAUUGUCUUUGAAAUUAAAAUAUGACGUGA